Messenger RNA from Megalobrama amblycephala (Wuchang bream), 1837 nucleotides. RefSeq names its product ring finger protein 183 (gene rnf183). Lineage: Eukaryota; Metazoa; Chordata; Actinopteri; Cypriniformes; Xenocyprididae. Gene Ontology annotation, molecular function: ubiquitin protein ligase activity. Gene Ontology annotation, biological process: protein ubiquitination. The record is from RefSeq and is a predicted model, not a curated record.
UAUGAAAACCAUAGUGAUAGGUUUGAGGAAGACAGAACGGACUGGAUUGCACACCUUUCACAUUGUAUUGUUGGAUGCACACCUAGACUGGAAUAUGUGCUUCUGGAGCCAGGCAAACUUCACAGGCACCUAAACACCAGGGGGUUCAACCGCUCUUCAGCUCAUAGGCUUUUCUUCCAUUUUGUCUUAACCUGCUCUAAGGCUCUACACGAUGAGUGACGGCAAAGAGAAACCCCAUGGCAGCAAAAAAGGGCCCAAUGUCAAGCCGAAAAGCAAGGGCAGCUUCAACCUGGAAACUUCAGAGGGACGACGGAAGGCCGACAAGCCUCUUAGGAGAAGCCGCAGCAACGAGGAGGAAAACCGGCGUCGUGAAGGUAGCCGAGGUAGAGAACGGGACCGGAAGGAGGGCGGAAAGCAACAACGGGGUCGCAGCGAGGAGGGAAGGAGGCGAGACCGAGACCACGAGGCUGGACACCACAAGACGGAGCAACCCAGAGACGAACUGCAAGACACCGAGUGCAUCGUGUGCUUCUGCAGCUUCGACAACGUCUUCAAGGCUCCCAAGUUACUUUCCUGCGGACACACGUUUUGCCUGGAAUGCCUGGCACGCAUCAACGUCAAUUCUCCAGAGCUCAAGACGCUGACUUGCCCCAUCUGUCGGGAGCUGACGGAAAUCCGACACGGCCGAGAUCUGCCUCAGCUAGGAAAUAACGAAGACAUCUUCCGGAAACUUCCGGCCGAGAUGCAAAGGGCGCUUUCUGUGCGUUUUCAACGCAGCAAAGGCAAACUCGUCCUCAAGAAUCCUCCAUCAAACAGCUCCAUUAAGACCAGCUUAAGCCUGCCGGUGUUAAAGAAGAAAGAGGAGCAGGCCGGUAAUAACCCACUUGGAGUCAUGGAGGAAGGUCUCGGCCAGGCGACUAUGAUUGAUGUUGGAAGACCUCCCAGCAGGAUGAGGGGUCGCAUGAGAAGGCUAUUAUAUUCCAAUCAGUGCUAUUAUGCCGUACUUGCAGCCAUUAUCAUAAUCACCGUGGCUCUGAUGCUGGUAGGCAUCUUCACCUUUGUGGUGAUGCCCUUUAUUCAUAAACCAAUUAAUCCAUUCCCGAACCAAACUUCUCCAGACCCAACGCCUUAAGGGAUCACUCAAGAAGAACAACUGGCAAAGCAAAACAAGCUAGAUUCUUAGUGGAGCCUGUUGCAUUGUUCACAACACUGCAUUUUUGUUUGCUUUUGUGUAAGAAGCUUCAGACAGGCUCUAUGGGAAUGAACUGGAUAAAACUUGAAGAUAUGAUACACUGGAGGCUGUUGUGCAUGGACAUAUUUUACACAGACUGACACAUUAUUAUGCAAAGGUCUGUAAGAACAAGAGGCAACGAUGACGUCUAUUUGACGAGUCAUGACUUGUGUUUUUCAGACUAUGAAUCAAUUUAGGUAUAUAUAAAAAGGGCUGGAUAAUAUUAAAUAAUAAUAUUAUUGUACAAUAUUACUGUAUGCCAUUUGAUUUAAAGAAGAAGUAUGUUUUUACAUGUACUGUAAUGUAUUUCUUAUGGUUUGUGGUAUUGACGCGUGGGAAGGACAAAACUGUGACAACUCACCAAUGCAAAUAAUCUCAGUCUAAAAAUGUGUAUGACAACACAAAUGAAGCUCAUAAAUGUUCUUUCUCAUGCUGGAAAGACAUUUAUUAGAAAUAUACAAGAAGUAUAAUUCUUUGACUUAUGCUGCACAUAAUGUAAAUAAUAUACUCUGAUAUGUAUAAUUAUAAUGUAUAUUCAUAGUUUUUUGUUCUUUUGCACAAAUGGGGAGACGCAAAAAAGUGGAAAAUAAUAAACGUUUUAGACCA